Molecule: messenger RNA, 3941 nt
Organism: Chelmon rostratus (copperband butterflyfish)
Lineage: Eukaryota; Metazoa; Chordata; Actinopteri; Chaetodontiformes; Chaetodontidae
Gene: mafaa
Product: v-maf avian musculoaponeurotic fibrosarcoma oncogene homolog Aa
Exons: 1
Coding region: 974-1897 (307 amino acids)
Biological process (GO): regulation of transcription by RNA polymerase II
Cellular component (GO): nucleus
Molecular function (GO): RNA polymerase II cis-regulatory region sequence-specific DNA binding; DNA-binding transcription factor activity, RNA polymerase II-specific
Source: RefSeq, a predicted model, not a curated record
GAAGCGCUCAGAAGCAACUUUAGGGCCGUUAGAGAGAAAACCAACUGGAAUUUAUCACCUCUUGCAUAAGAAUACACACACAGUCAACACGUAAGGUCAACAGCGCGCCCCGGUGAGGGGGGACAGGACCGCGGGGACCGAAGCUGACAGUAAUCCGCUGCUUAAAUAAACUCUCUGGACUGAGCACAGAGGACCAGACUCUCCUGUCCCUCCAUGCAGGAGAACUACCUGCAACUUCAGAUUAAUCUCAGAUGCGUGUGAACUUUGAAAACAUCUGCACGUGCCAUUCCAUUUUGGAUUCCCGGGACUUUUUUGGCACACCUUUACGCACGCCCGCGCUGCGCCCUGUGACUGUCACACACUGUCUGAUCUGACUGUGUGAGAAACUUUCAGCCCGGGCCAUGCUGCAGUGACUCCAGCACGCUGUCUGGGACUUCAUGAUCAAGUUGUAAACAGCAGGAGGCGAAGAAGGAUGCUUGGGAAACAUUUCUAACACACCGAGCGGAGGAGACGAAAUCUUUUCGUGUGACUUGAUCGAGCAGGACCGAGGACAGUAAAUCACAAGGAGGCAAGUGGGCUGCAGAGGUGAAGCGAGGACAAGACAGGUCGGUGUCUCCAAAUUCACCGGACUCGAGUUUCAGCCGCCCCGGGGGCUCCUGGUAUUAAAGCGUGCAUUUGACCUGGGAUAAGUUGUCAACAAGAGCAGCGAGCGGAGGCAAACUGGCAGGUGUACAAGUUCAUUUACAUGCAUACGUAUAUUCACGCCACUAUAUAUAGAAGUUGUCUUAGGGACGAGCAGCCUUAAAAAGUUUCUCCACCCACCCGCCGGCCCUGCAGCAGCCCCACGCACCGAGCGUGUGCGUGUGUCUAUAUAUACACCAUACAGGCUUUUAUUCCUCUUCGCAAUCUGUAUCCGAGAGGGCUGCCCGCCGUCGGUUUGGCUGUGAGGGCAGGAGUCGUCGCAUGGACUGAAAUGGCCACCGACCUCGCCAUGAGCGCAGAGCUGCCGAACAGCCCUCUGGCCAUCGAGUACGUCAACGACUUUGACCUGAUGAAGUUUGAGGUGAAAAAGGAGCCGCCGGAGGCCGACCGCUACUGCCACCGUCUCCCGUCGGGCUCUCUGUCUUCCACCCCGAUCAGCACACCCUGCUCCUCCGUGCCUUCCUCGCCGAGCUUCUGCGCCCCGAGCCCGGGCGCGCAGCCCAACCAGAGCCUCACCAGCGGGGUCAACAGCGGCAGCAGCAACAACAGCAGCGGCAACAACAAUCACAGCAACGCGGGCAAGCCUCAGCUGGAGGACCUGUACUGGAUCCCCAGUUACCAGCACCACAUCAACCCGGAGGCGCUCAAUCUGACCCCGGAGGACGCGGUGGAGGCCCUCAUCGGUAACGCGCACCACCAUCACCAGGCCUACGAGGGUUUCCGCGGGCAGCAGUACGUCGGCGAGGACCUGUCCACGGCCUCGGCGGGCCACCACCACCAGGCCCAUCACCACCACCAUCACCACCACCACGGCCACCACGCCCGCCUGGAGGACCGCUUCUCGGACGAGCAGCUGGUCAGCAUGACGGUGCGCGAGCUGAACCGGCAGCUGAGGGGCUUCAGCAAAGAGGAGGUGAUCCGCCUGAAACAGAAGAGACGCACCCUGAAGAACCGCGGCUACGCGCAGUCCUGCCGUUUCAAACGCGUCCAGCAGAGGCACAUGCUGGAGACCGAGAAGUGCACCCUGCAGAGCCAGGUGGAGCAGCUGAAGCAGGACGUGGCGCGCCUUGCCAAGGAGAGGGAUCUUUACAAGGAGAAGUACGAGAAGCUGGCCAGCCGGACCUACAAUGCCGGUGGACCCGCGAACACGAGAGACCCGUCCGGGAAACAGGCCAACACCGAGUUCUUCAUGUGAGAGACUGACGAUUUGUAGCAGAGACUCCGAAUUACACCCCACCCAAACAUCCUUGUUACAUUAAUUUAUAUUUUUCUGCGUUUGUAUUUUGUUUACAGUUAUUCCCUCGACAGAAAAGACUUAAAACAACAACUAAACAAGCAUUAGAUGCGCAUUUUGAGUCUUAAAGAUGUUUUGGCUAAACUUCUGUCAGCUCGCCUGUCAGGUGAGCACAUGGGAUCACUCAGCCUGCAGACUUUGCUCUGAUACAGCAGAACCUGGUCAGAAGUCUUACUGACCCGUUCUGACAUUUAACAUGACUGUCUUAAUUCAGAGAGAGAUGACUUUGUCUUAAAACUGGGGGAAAGACUGGUUUCUUUAGAAAGCCAGACUGGACUGAGCUCGAGGCAGAAAAAGCAAUACACCGUCUCUGUUCUGGCUCCAGAAAGCAGCAGACUGUUGGUGUGAGAGUGAGGCGGUCUGUGAUGCAGAGAAGAGACCUUUCAAUAUUGCAAGUCUAUAGUCCCCCCCGUCCCUAUUUGCAACCCUGCAUGCAGGACAUGUAUGGUACCCCAACCCCCCCGGUCAUUUCCCAGAAUCCUUCCACAUGUAUGGAAAGCAUGGCCCAUGGUUCUCUCCUCCUCCCUCCUCCUCUGCCAUCAGUAAGGCCUGGGUAUGCAAAAAGCCACAAAAAAAUGUCCCCCCCCCCCAUACCCCCCCGGAGAGGUGCAAGGACUGCGGACAAAAAUGCAACAAUCUGCUACUGAGAAACAUGGAUGCGUCUCUAACUGCUAUUUUCAAUCAAUUUUUCUAUUGUUUUAAAAAGAAAAGAAAAACGACAAAAAGAGAUUAACUGAGCCAGAUUUUAGACUGUAUUUAUUUCCACCUGUACAUAAUGUGUAGAGAAAAACAGUUAACUGUGUUAUUUUACCUUUUCUCUUUUUAAAGAAAACUGCUUUUGUUGCUUGGAUUCUUCGAAAUGUCUUAAUACAAAUGUUUGUAUGUUACAGCAUGCAAAUCGUCUAUGGUAUCCUCCUCCUACUGAACAUGUGUAAUGUCAAAGGCAAGCCUAUACUGCACUAAGAAGAGAUCAAACUGGACAAACGUUUUGUUUUCUACUAAUAGGACCUUUGAUCUGUCACUCUCUAAAAACCUGGAUGUAAAUUAGAUGAGGCGAGAGCUUCAUUCAUUAGAUGGACAAGGACUGCAUUCGCUGCUAAAACUCUAUGCACCAACCUGAUGAUGAAAAAGACUUCCUUUAAUGGUUCUUGUUUUGUUUUGUUUUUUACUUUGAACAUUUGUAGACGAAAAUUUCUAGGGCCUGCGCGUUUACUCUGCAGCCCGGUGUCUUAAUGAGGUCUUGCGUCUGAUAGGAGGAUGCGUGAUUGUUUGAAAAGAGGAGGCUUCGCCCGGUGGUGGAGCUUACUGUUCUUGGAGUAACUCGAUGCAUUAUUCUGUCAACAAGAAAUCCCUGGUUCGUGUGUUUUCUGCUGCCUAGAUAUAUGUGCAAUAUUGUGCAGAAGGGUCCGAUGCUCAGCCUACCUGUUGGAUGGCGAAACCUUGGAGGAGGGGAGACUGGAAAUAUUACGUUUAGGUCAAAACGCCACAGAAAAUCUACCAGAAAAAGCAAAAUAAAUGUGAGAUUAAUAUUUCUUAUUGCUCCACAAAUGUCCGAUCUUUUAUGUGAGCCAAGAGAUCAAAACUAUCAAAAAUCAAUCUGGCAACACAUCUGCAAAUUAAUCUUAAUAAAAAAAUAAAAAUAAAUAAAAAUUCCCUUCAGUAAAUUUGUCUUCGGUGUUUGGGGGUUUCUAACCUCAGCUUUUAGUCGGCUAAUAUUUCCUACAGCAGGUAGAGCCGAAAAAUUGACUGCGCUAAAUAUAAAAAAAGGAGAUUAAAAAAAAGGAAGUAAACUUCUGCACAGUGCUGUUAAUGUAUAUCUGUACAUAUAAUUUCUAUAUUUAUUCAAUGAACGUGUCCUGACGUGUCAACAAGUGAAAAACCUACAAGUGGAACGUUGUUGAGAAUCUUGUUUUCAUAAUGUUUAAUAAAAAGUUCUGUCCCACAU